CAUCCACCAUGUGUUACCGUGCCGUGUCCGUUGUCGACCGCGGCCCGUGCGCUCAAGUUUGUCAAUAUCACCCGCCACGAUGGCAUUCCCUUUGAAGCACUCAAACCCGGCACCGGCUUCACCAUCACCUGCCACACCCUCGUGUUAGGUCGCGGCAGCAUGGCGUGGAAGGAGGACUACACGGUCACCUCCGGUGAGCUCUGGGAGGCCAACACUCCCGAGCGCCUCCCACGCUGCAUCCUCAUGUUCCCUCAAGUCGACAUCGACAGGCCACAUGUAGUGCACUUCCUUUACAUUGAGUUUGGAUAUUAUGCCUGCAAGAAGAUGUGGGUGGUCUCCAUCGACAUGAGCACCAAGACUGUGGAGUCAUUUUCUCUGUAUAUCAAUGGGCAUGAGGGCCUUAAAACUGACGAUGCUGACUUGAUCGACUUGAUCGAACGAAAGUCCGUGUCCCCCUGGCCCUUCCUCCCUUGUGAGUUCCCCAAGUUCCUCAAUUUAUCAAGGAAGAGGGAGCAUAUGGAAUGAGUCUAUUCCUGCCAACUUCAUGGUUGUUGUCUUCCCGGCCAACCAUUUUGCAUCCGUCUGAAUGGUUCCACAAGGAAGGCUCCUGUCUUGCUUGUCAACAAGAUUGAAGGAGCUGUGUUUCAUGCUGUGGCCUAGGAAGCAUCUAUCUUUUAUGGUCUAUUUUUAUGCUGUAUGAACGGAUAAGUUAUAUCAAGUUUAUCGUGUGUCGUCAAGAAAGAAGUUUGUCGUGUGUCCUGCCUUUUUAAGUACAAUCUUUAGAUUGUGUCA
Setaria italica (foxtail millet) is the source of this 792-nucleotide messenger RNA. RefSeq lists its product as uncharacterized. The record is from RefSeq and is a predicted model, not a curated record. The transcript has 2 exons. Lineage: Eukaryota; Viridiplantae; Streptophyta; Magnoliopsida; Poales; Poaceae. The coding region runs from base 160 to 525 and encodes 121 amino acids.